AUGAAGUUUGAGAUAACAAUUUUAAUUGCCUUCCUUGCCUCCGGGCCUCCACUCUGCUCAGCCUGGGGGAAUAUGGGACAUGAAGCUGUUGCGUACAUUGCAACCAAUUUCGUCACGACUCCAACCAAGACAUACUUCCAGAACAUCUUGGGAGACACGACCACAGAUUAUCUAGCAGCCGUUGCCACUUAUGCUGAUACCUAUCGGUACACAACGGCGGGGCUUUACUCAAAGCCGUAUCACUUUAUCGAUGCGAAUGACAGCCCUCCGUCGAGCUGUUCGGUUGAAUACAGCCGUGAUUGUGGAAGUGAGGGUUGCGUCGUGAGUGCCAUUAAGAACUACACCUCGCGUGUUCAAAGCGGUACUCUCAGUGCAGCGAAUGUUGCACAAGCGGCCAAAUUUGUGGGCGACAUCCAUCAACCCCUUCACGACGAGAACCUCGACGUGGGCGGAAAUGACAUUACCGUGACCUUCGACGGAACAUCCACGAACUUGCACCACAUCUGGGACACAAACAUGCCCGAAAAGUACGCCGGAGGCAGCACAAUCGCCGUCGCAAAAACAUUCGCGGCCACACUCACCACGGCCAUAAAGACUGGCAAGUAUGAAUCAGAUAAAGCUGGCUGGCUCACAGGCAUCGACAUCACGGACCCUGUUUCCACGGCUAUGGUCUGGGCAUCAGAUGCUAAUUCUUUUGUGUGCUCGACUGUGAUGCCGAAUGGAGUGUCGGCGGUUGAGGGCGUGGAUUUGGGUGGCGCUUAUUAUACCGCUGCUAUUCCUAUUGUGGAAGAGCAGAUUGCGAAGGCGGGGUAUAGGCUUGCGGCGUGGUUGAAUCUCAUCGCAACAGGUAGCACAGGUCUUUAAUCUUGAGGUGGCUGUCAAGUAGAGGUGAACUGGAAGCACAUCUCCAAGCGGAGUGCCAAACCAACGAAUUUUCUUUUCUUUUUCAGAGUCAAAAGUGCAUCACGUAAUGUACAAAGCUCGUACUCUAAAUGGCAACGAGGAUAAUUUUUC
Hyaloscypha bicolor E is the source of this 1014-nucleotide messenger RNA. RefSeq names its product S1/P1 nuclease. Gene Ontology annotation, molecular function: nucleic acid binding; endonuclease activity. Bases 1 to 864 code for a protein of 287 amino acids. The transcript is spliced from 7 exons. NCBI's taxonomy places the organism in Eukaryota, Fungi, Ascomycota, Leotiomycetes, Helotiales, Hyaloscyphaceae. Gene Ontology annotation, biological process: DNA catabolic process. The record is from RefSeq and is a predicted model, not a curated record.